Diaporthe citri is the source of this 1512-nucleotide messenger RNA. RefSeq lists its product as uncharacterized. Gene Ontology annotation, molecular function: oxidoreductase activity. The record is from RefSeq and is a predicted model, not a curated record. Bases 1 to 1512 code for a protein of 503 amino acids. Lineage: Eukaryota; Fungi; Ascomycota; Sordariomycetes; Diaporthales; Diaporthaceae. The transcript is spliced from 4 exons.
AUGGCUGAGCAGAAUCGCAAGUGGCAGACACGUCAGGAUGGCCUUGACAAUGUUUUCCAGGUCACGGAGGCGGUGCCGAAGCCUGGAGCGGGCGAGGUACUUGUCCGUGUCAAGGCUGUCUCGCUGAACUAUCGCGACACGGAAGUCGCGAUGGGUCUCUACGGCCACCACAAGACCAUCGAUGCGACCUCCAACCAGCCACUCGUCCUCUGUUCCGACAUGUGCGCUGAGGUGGUUGGCGUUGGGUCCAACGUUUCAUCCUGGAAGACGGGCGAUAGAGUCAUGUCGACUUUCUGCCAGGACCAUCUGACCGGCCAGAUCAAGGCGCACCAGAUGGGGUCCGGACUUGGGUUGCCCUUGGAAGGCGUCCUGCAGGAAUACCGUGUGUUUCCAGAGCACGGAUUGGUCAAAGUACCGGACUAUCUCAAGGAUGAAGAGGCCAGCUGUCUCCCCGUUGCGGCCGUGACGGCCUGGAUGUCGAUCAACGGCCUCCGACCUCUGGGGCAGGCGGGCGGCGAGGGAGAAGUUGUGCUCGUGCAGGGCACCGGUGGUGUCAGCAUCACCGGGCUGCAGAUUGCCAAAGCAAGCGGCGCAACCACCAUCGUGACGUCGUCAUCGGAUGAGAAACUUUCCAGAGCGAAGGAGCUCGGCGCCGAUCACGUCAUCAACUACCGGACGACUCCCGACUGGCACGAAAAGGUCAUUGAGCUCACGGGCGGAAAUGGGGCCGACAUCAUCUUGGAAGUUGGUGGCGCCAAGACCUUACGGAAAUCGUUCAAGUGCGCGUCGUUCGGUGCAGUCAUCAACAGCAUAGGCUACGUGACGGGCAAGCAGGACGACCCUAACGAUGAUCUCACGAAUAUCAACGUCCUUGCACUGACGCGGACUGUCACACUCAAGGGCAUAAUCAAUGGUCCCAAGGACAGGUUCGAGGAGCUCUGUGGCUUCUACGCGAAGCACCAGUACCGCACCGGCUUUGUCAUAAACAGCGCGUGUGACCCGGUCGACUACACAAACCGGACAACAAUCCGUAAGCGCCCCUCCGUCCCUCCCACAUUCCAACUCAAGGCGUAUUUUCUGAACCCAUUCAAGGUCAGCAUGUUGCCACCCAAACCUGGGAGCCCCUUUUCCAUACGUACCCUCCCGGUGUCAAGUCGCCAAGACACCGUGCUUGACGACAAAAUGCAAGCCAAGUACGAAGCCUCUGUCUUGACAAGGAAAGCCGAUUCCGAGGGCUGGUCCGAUAAUGAGCUCACUAAAGCCCUGAACGACUACGCGGUUAAGAGAAUCCAGCCUGAAUGCAAGCCCGCGCCAGUCAGCUCAGCGGAAUCGUCGAGUAAGGUGGAUUCAGAGCAGGUGCAGCAGUUUCAGAAGCGCCAGGAGACCGUCCGCAUUAUGCGUCAGGCCGAGAUGGAAGGGUGGAGUGAUGAAAAGCUGGUGGCUGCUCUCCGCCUCCGGAACUCGAUCCAUUAUGAGCUUCUGAGCACGGUCCCACGCAUCGGAAAUUCCUAG